Molecule: messenger RNA, 4041 nt
Organism: Myotis brandtii (Brandt's bat)
Lineage: Eukaryota; Metazoa; Chordata; Mammalia; Chiroptera; Vespertilionidae
Gene: EIF4B
Product: eukaryotic translation initiation factor 4B
Exons: 15
Coding region: 204-2063 (619 amino acids)
Molecular function (GO): RNA binding
Source: RefSeq, a predicted model, not a curated record
CACACGUCGCGUAGGUCUUCCCGUAGGACACUGCGCCACCUCCUCACGCAGCUCUACGAACCCAGAACAGCAACGCCCCGCCUCCUGUCUCACUCUUCACCUCCCCGCCCCCUCCCAGUUUCGCGACUCCUAGCCCGGCGCUCCCGCUAUAAUCACGUGAUUGCCUCAUCCGGGUCCUUUGCGUUCUCUCUCCCUCUCCCAACAUGGCGGCCUCAGCAAAAAAGAAGAAUAAGAAGGGGAAGACUAUCUCCCUAACAGACUUUCUGGCUGAGGAUGGAGGGACUGGUGGGGGAAGCACUUAUGUCCCCAAACCAGUCAGCUGGGCCGAUGAAACAGACGACUUGGAAGGCGAUGUUUCAACCACUUGGCACAGUAAUGAUGAUGAUGUGUAUAGGGCACCUCCAAUUGACCGUUCCAUCCUGCCCACUGCUCCACGGGCUGCUCGGGAACCCAAUAUUGACAGGAGCCGUCUUCCCAAAUCGCCACCCUACACUGCUUUUCUAGGGAACCUGCCCUAUGAUGUAACCGAAGACUCCAUUAAGGAAUUCUUUAGAGGAUUAAAUAUCAGUGCAGUGCGUUUACCACGUGAACCCAGCAAUCCAGAGAGGUUGAAAGGUUUUGGUUAUGCUGAGUUCGAGGACCUGGAUUCCUUGUUCACUGCCCUGAGCCUCAAUGAAGAGUCUCUAGGUAACAGGAGAAUUCGAGUGGACGUUGCUGAUCAAGCCCAGGAUAAAGACAGGGACGAUCGUUCUUUUGGCCGAGAUAGAAAUCGGGAUUCUGACAAAACAGAUACAGACUGGAGGGCCCGUCCUACCACAGACAGCUUUGAUGACUACCCACCUAGAAGAGGUGAUGAUAGUUUUGGAGACAAGUAUCGAGAUCGAGAUCGUUACGAUUCAGACCGAUACCGUGAUGGGUAUCGGGACAGUUAUCGUGACGGCCCACGCCGGGAUAUGGAUCGUUAUGGUGGCCGGGAUCGCUAUGAUGACAGAGGCAGCAGAGACUAUGAUAGAGGCUAUGAUUCCAGGGUAGGCAGUGGCAGAAGAGCAUUUGGUAGUGGGUACCGAAGGGAUGAUGACUACAGAGGAGGCGGGGACCGCUAUGAGGACAGAUAUGAGAGACGUGAUGACCGGUCAUGGAGUUCCAGAGAUGAUUACUCUCGGGAUGAUUAUAGGCGUGAUGAUAGAGGUCCCCCCCAAAGACCCAAACUGAAUCUAAAGCCUCGGAGCACUCCUAAGGAAGAUGAUUCCUCUGCUAGCACCUCCCAGUCCAGUCGAGCAGCCUCCAUCUUUGGAGGGGCAAAACCUGUUGACACAGCUGCUAGAGAACGAGAAGUAGAGGAGCGGCUACAGAAGGAACAGGAGAAAUUGCAGCGUCAGCUGGAUGAGCCAAAACUAGAACGGCGGCCUCGAGAGAGACACCCAAGCUGGCGAAGUGAAGAAACUCAGGAACGGGAACGGUCAAGGACAGGAAGUGAGUCAUCACAGACUGGGACCUCAGCCACAUCUGGCAGAAGUAAGUCAGACCAGGAUGCACGAAGGAGAGAGAGUGAGAAGUCUCUAGAAAAUGAAACAUUCAAUAAGGAGGAAGACUGUCACUCUCCAACUUCUAAGCCUCCCAAACCUGAACAGCCUCUAAAGGUAAUGCCAGCCCCUCCACCAAAGGAGAAUGCUUGGGUGAAGCGAAGUUCUAACCCUCCUGCUCGAUCUCAGAGCUCAGACACAGAGCAGCAAUCCCCUACAAGCGGUGGGGGGAAAGUGGUUCCAGCUCAGCCGUCUGAGGAAGGACCAGCCAGGAAAGCAGAUGAAAAUAAAGUGGAUGGGGUGAGUGUCCCAAAAGGCCAAAGUGGGAACUCCAGCCGUGGUCCAGGAGAUGGAGGGAACAAAGACCACUGGAAGGAGUCAGAGAGGAAAGAUGGCAAAAAGGAUCAAGACUCCCGAUCUGCACCUGAGCCAAAGAAACCUGAAGAAAGUCCAGCCUCCAAGUUCAGUUCUGCAAGCAAGUAUGCUGCUCUCUCUGUGGAUGGUGAAGAUGAAAACGAGGGAGAAGAUUACACCGACUAGACCUCUACAUCCUGUUUUCUCCAAGUCUCUCUCUACCCUGGAACAUUCGAGAGCAAACCAAACCUCUAGCCAGACAAGACAAAAUAAAACUCACAUCUCCUGGAGACUUCUUAACUUUUUUUAAAAAAGUGAAAUGAAAUGAAAUUUUCUUGCAUGCUGCUGCAGCCUUUAAAGUAUUGAACUAACUGGAGAAUCGUCAGUAUAGCCAGAAAGACAGACAUAUUUUAAUGGGAAAGUUGUGCACUUUUAUGACACAUGCAGUCGCCCGUGUGAUUAGUGCCUAGGGGGCCUCCAUUUAGGAAAAUGGCAGUGACAGGGAUGCAAUGUCUGGAAUCUGGUUGGGCAGUAGGGCAGGUAUGAGGAAGAGGAUGAGAUUUGUACCUUUAAUUCUUACUAUCCUAAUGUGGCAUUUAUGAAUUCUCAAAUAUCUGAAUAAAUUCCCUAUCCUUGGAAAGGUAGGUUUAGUCUCUGAAGUUUUAGUCUCCAGGAGGCUGCCAGCCCCUCCUCUUAUUUAAUUCUGAGUUACUGGGGCCAGCCUAGGGGGAAUGCCUUCAUUUUUACCCCCCAGGGGGGUAGCUGGGAGUGAGUCUACAGGCCUCUAAAGAAUAGGACUGCUUGGUGACCAAAAUAAGUGGGGAAAUCGUGGUUUGAAAAGAAGCUUUGGGGAGGUGAUGAAUUAUUUUGAACCAGAAAUAGGGGAAAAUGAUGUGACCUCCAAUAAACACAUGAAUGGUUACUUCCUGGAGCAGGAAGCACUUAGGGGUGUGGGAAUUCCCAAGUUUCUUAUGUGUCCUGGUUUUUCCCUUUCUUAAACACUAUCCUUUCUCAACGUUCAAAUACCCACAUUCUGUUGAAAUCUUGAAGCUUUUAAAUUUAGACUGUUGUCUUGUGUUCCUCAUGCUACUCUUUCCUGUUACCUCCCAAAAAGCAGCUUCUGUUGAAGCCACAGACCUAGUGCCCCCAGGCAUCUGGAUCCGCCCCUGGGAGCUGUCAAAUGAGGAAUCACUGCUCUUCUCAAGUAAAUCCUGGCUCCUUUGCCUUUGACUCUCCUGUUCAGUCCUGACCCCUUUUACACCUCAGAAAACUAGAAUGGUCUUAGGUGGUAAGGGCGGUGGACAAAUAGGGACAGUUAAACUGGGAGCCUUUCUUAUGACCUUGAUUGGGGUUUUUGUUUGGAGGCUUUUAAUUUUGCGGGUUUGGGGGGGUUGGGUUUUUCCUACAAGUUUCCUUUUCUCCACUGAAAUCCCACACCAGUGUUUGGAUUUAUAAUGUGGCCUAGAUCAGUGUGUGGUUUUGUUUUGUUUUUAGCUUCCCUUGAAAAUAAAUGAUAAUGGAGAGAACUCUUUAACAAGGUCCUGGUUUCUCUUGCAACACAGUAGCUUAACUUGCCUGCUUUUAUGUGUACCUUUGUACUGUCAGCUCAGUAGGUGGAAUCCUUAUGGGCAAUAUUGGUACCUACAGAGAAAUGAGACCUUGGUCUCUUGUUUGCAAGCCCUUCUCCCAUCAGUCCUAGGUUAGAGCCUGUCCAGCUAUGCAGGGGUGUUGGUUUACGAGUGCUGCAGCAGGGGGUAUAAUGAAUCAUUUACCCGGUGGACAUAAAAAACAUACUAGUUAAGUAACUAACUGGCUUGGAUGGCCAGGAAAUGGCUUUUAGUGAGACCCGAGGUUGAAAGGGUUUUUUUAACCAUUUGCUGUAGAUGAUGAAAAGGUAGGGUUUGCCCUCUUCAAGUCUACUCCUUCCAAAUAGUUGUGUCCAAAAAAGCGGUUCUUUCCCACUCCCCUACCAUGUCCCCCAUUAAAACAAACAGGGAUUUAUGUCCUACUCGAUACAUGUAAAAUUUGUACAAAAAUAUCUUCUAUGAAAAUGAUUUGUAAUCUGUAGACUUACUACCUGGGAGAUGUCUUGAGAUGUGAAUCCCAUCCUUUGGGUUAUGGGGGUUUUUUGUUUUCUCCAAAUAAAUCUGAUCUUUAAAGUUCA